UAGUAUCCAAGAUACUUUACUGCUCUACUAAUAGGACUAAAGAAGGAAAGGGUCUGAAAAAGUCUCUGGUUUGCCACUAUACUUUUGAUCGAGAACCCCUUAUGAGUACCACCAUCUAAUAUUAAAUAUUAGCUGUUCAUGUGGUAUGGUUUUAAAGGGACGUAAUUUAAAUUAGUAGUAUAAAUUACUUAAUUAUGUCUAUGUACAGUUAGAAUUUAAUAUUGCGCCGUUAGUAUCAACUGGGUGACGUGUGGCAACUUUUGCAAAUCAUCAGCAGAUUAUUCUGUAUUUUAUAUUAUUAUCGUUAUUAAUUAUCGUUAUUAAUUUCUUCUAUUAGUCAAUCCGUUUUUAUUCGAUUUAGUGCAGCCGAUUUACCAUCAUAUGAGAAUAACAUCUUUAGUUCAUGUGAAACGAGACCGCUUACAUAAUUUGUGGUCGUUUUAGCUGCAGAAAAGAAAAAUUUUGCGACUAUUGAAGCAUUGAAGUACAUAUAAUUGCAGAUUACUAGUUAAUGGGAUUGAAUGAAGUAUUCACGCUUUCAAUAUACUUUGGUUGAUGAUAUAUUAACUCAUCUUAUUUCUUCACAUCAGGAAAAGCAGUUGAACGUCUACUCGUUCCCUACCUGCUAGCAAAUUAGUUGCAACGAUGGCUUGCAUAUUAUCAGAGAAAGACGAAGCAUUUAUGCUCGCGGCUUUUGAAGAGGCACGGGAGGCACUACAGGCUGGAGAAGUACCGGUCGGUUGCGUGUUUGUACAACAUGGCGUCAUUAUUGCCAGAGGCCGCAAUACCGUCAAUGCUACUCGCAAUGCUACGCGGCACGCCGAGAUAAAUUGCAUCGAUGAAGUUUUAGCGUUGUCAUCCCAUUCUCUUCAUGAUAAUUCGCAUCAAUUUUGUGCUUCUGGCGCGCAAGAUGAAAAAGUUGAUGGUCUACGCCAUUCAUCAACGGAUAUUUUCGAGUCGAUUGACGUGUAUGUGACCGUUGAACCUUGCGCCAUGUGCACGGAUGCUCUCGGGCAGCUGCGCGUUAGGAGCGUUACGUUCGGCUGUAGUAACGAUAGGUUUGGAGGUUGUGGCUCAGUCGUCGAUGUUCCCAGCAUUUACAAAUACGAUUUCAUGUUACGGAAAAAUGUGUGUCAGGAAAAAGCAGUCCAGCUGCUAAAGGAUUUUUACAAAGGAGAAAAUCCAAAUGCUCCGUCUGGGAAAGCGAAACGCAAGCUGCCAAGCUCUAAGACCUAAAAUGAAGCUGUGGAAGGCAAGUCGCAUUUAAUUGCCAUUGAACCUUCAUAUUUUAGCUUUUUCCGCUUAUAGAGAAACUUUCCAUGCUAAGCCAUGAUAUGGUCUUAUAUUAAAUCUUACUUUUACUGUUCCUUUGGUUCUCAAAUUCACAAUGAAUAUUUCAAUCGGUGAUGUUGCUGACUCAUAUAUAGGACUAAUUUUUCCCCUUAGCUUCAAGUCGAAGCCGAGUUCUAUGCGAUGAAUACAUAACUGGACUCAAAUCUCUAAAUUUCAUUUUAACUUUUCAAAUAGAUAUUGUCAUUCGACAUCGACAGAGCUCAAGACAAUCAUUGCUCUUCCUUAUCUAGGUACGCAGAUUGUCAACUCGUUUUCAUUGCUGAGCGGAACUACUGAUGAGUUAGGUUGUCGUGACAGCACCUCUUCGUUCACCUCUAUUUUGUAAACGAAAUUUUAUGCUUGGGAAAACUCGAAUUGAUUUCUGAGUCAUCUGUAGGCAGUUGAUGAGAACUAUUGUAUUUUGGCAUUUACGGCUGUUUGUUUAUGCUUAAAAAUUUCGUGUUCUGAAAAGAUUGUCAAGUAUGUAACGGUAUAUCGUUGCACACUCAUGAUUCAGUUGAAUAUUUGAUGCGAAGUGUCGACGUUCAACGCUUACCGGCACUUUAUAAAACUGCCGGAUGUGUUGAGAGAGUCACAUUUGUAACCAUCUCGCGGAGCAAUGUAAUUUUCUUUUUUUCUCAAACCUCACAAGAUACGAGUACAUUGAUAAGCAAUUUUAUAAUGCGAUUCGAAUGUAUGUACAUUUUUAUGACUAUAUUGAAUCUUUUGCGCUUUUACAUUAAAUUAAUUCGAUUGAUCUUCAAAUAUGAUUAUAUAAUCUUUGUUUUGCUAUCAAGGUGUCUGAAAUAUAAUUAAAAUUUUCCAAGGUUUGCAUGAGCAUCCGUUGAACUUAAAUGGUUUUAUCUCGUUAGGCCUACCCAAUUUUCCUGUACACUCUACAUCAUCUAAUUAGGAUUGAAAUUGAGCGGUAAUUUCACAUUAUCCAUCAAUAUUAUUUGCGAGUAGUGACGGAUUCGUGUUUACAAUUUCCACAUACUUUUUAGGCUAUUGUGUUCAGUGCGUUAAGUGAAGUACUCGUAGAUAUGGUAGAGGUUUUGAUUGCACGGGAAUUUACAAUUCGUAUGUAUAAAAAGGAAUUUGUUCAAGAUACAUCAGAUAAUGAUCUGAUAGGCUUUUGCAUGAAGUUAAUCGAGUGAAUGGCUUCUGGAAAUGCCUAUCAGAAUUUUCGAUCGGAUUUUCGAUCUUCGAUCUUUCAGAUCGAAAAAAAACACAAAAUUCCCUAUUUUCGGGAAUCAGAAGGUAUUUCGAAUUUCAAAUUGUAAUUUGAAUAAAAUGCUAGCUAAUAAACUUGUCGGAAUAACUGUUAUGAGUGCAUCGAGGCGGAAAAGUAAACCUUCAACCUUGUGAAGAACUUGCAACGGAAUUUUCACCGUCCAAGGAAUAGGCAAACUGAGGUUUUUGAAAAAUCGAAGCGUCAGAGAUAUGAUUACAAUUUGGUUCUGGAGAA
This is a messenger RNA of Hyalella azteca, 2800 nucleotides long. Its product is annotated as tRNA-specific adenosine deaminase 2-like. Gene Ontology annotation, cellular component: cytoplasm; nucleus. The transcript has a single exon. The coding region runs from base 646 to 1236 and encodes 196 amino acids. Gene Ontology annotation, biological process: tRNA wobble adenosine to inosine editing. NCBI's taxonomy places the organism in Eukaryota, Metazoa, Arthropoda, Malacostraca, Amphipoda, Hyalellidae. Gene Ontology annotation, molecular function: tRNA-specific adenosine-34 deaminase activity. The record is from RefSeq and is a predicted model, not a curated record.